UGCUCCGUCAAGUUCUCAUCCUCGCGCUUCGUUCGACUCUGCCAACCUCAUCAGAGUAUCGAGCGAGAGACAAUCAGGGGGCGCCAAUGUAAAGCCCCUGUCCCUCGCCAUGCUCCCCAACACUUCAAUCACCACGACCGCCUUUGUCGCGGCUAUCAGCACUCAACUCAACAGUCGCCGCUUUCAACUCAGCUUCAUCAUGCGGUACUCUACUCGCCCUACGCUCCUUCCACCAUGCGACCACGCGAAACCAUCAUUGGCAGAUGGGCGAGAACGACACUCUAUCGCCAUGGCUCUCUCGCCCAAUACGCCACCCGCCCCUACCUUCUCCCGAUGCGUCACCGCUCGCCCCGCCUCAACCUCUCCUCGGCCCACCCACGACCUUCCUGCGAAGGCGCUGUUCCAGCUUGCGCCCAGCAGACCCGCGCAUCACAACGCUGAGCUGGCACCGCCACCAGGCCAAUCACACUCUGGUCCUUACUUUCACACCCCUUCGAACGUCUCCUUAUUGCCUUGCAGGCAAAGCCUUCCGAAAGACUCGCUCCUGCGAGUUCUCCUACCGCACCCUCCGAAGCUAGAUCCAUCAACUGAUCUGGCAUCGCUCCCUCCAGCCCAUCCUCCCUCCCGCACCCGAGCAUUCAACUGCUUUUGCUCUUCACCCUGACCCCUACCCCUUCCCAACCUCCCCAUACUCACCCCCCUCUCGUCGUCGAAAAGCCACCUAUUCCACCCUCCGCGUUUGACUCCUCGGCGAACGAUGACUACACGACGACGACGACUUCUACUUCGCAGCCUUCUCACACUUGCUACCUGUACUAUAGCUCCCU
Jaminaea rosea is the source of this 827-nucleotide messenger RNA. RefSeq lists its product as hypothetical. The record is from RefSeq and is a predicted model, not a curated record. The transcript is spliced from 2 exons. Bases 110 to 664 code for a protein of 184 amino acids. NCBI's taxonomy places the organism in Eukaryota, Fungi, Basidiomycota, Exobasidiomycetes, Microstromatales.